GUACGCUAGAGAAGUGUUCCCUUCGCAAUGGAAGGUGUUGGAAGUCUAGAGCAACGACGUCAAGAUGGAGCCGGAGACGGGGGUGCAAGGUGAACAGGAUGGAAGAGCUCAAGGUUCCGGAGACUACCGCCUGGAGACAGAAAGAGCAAGAGAGAUGAUAAGGGCGUGCUAUGAGGAAGGUAUCCUCCCAACGGACAUAGACCGAGGGGAGAUGGAAGUGUUGGGGAGGGAAGUUAAGUUUAUCUUGAACUUGUCUCUCGAUGAAAUCAAGAUUAAGUGGUUGAAAGAGAGGACGGUUAAUGUAAUCUUUCGGGAUGGAGCUCGAUUCCUGCCUAAGACGGUCAAAGAAGAUGUGGUUAGAGCUUAUGAAGACGUGUGGAUAAAGGAUGAAACCUUCGGGCAUGAUUUCAAGCGCGGGAGGACUAAAGUGGAGAGCCCGAAUGUGAUCUCGUAUAUUCCAAGGGCGCAAGCCAUCUCCGAUUCGAUGCUUCAGAAGAAAACCGAUUUCAUCGAUCUUGCUGGUACGACAUACAGAACGGAGUUUAACCCAUGGCUGACACGUGCAAAAAUCAGGGAUUGGAGGCAAUUGAUUGACCAGGAUACUUUCUGGGUGGUGGCGGUGGGUGUACCUUUGGAUGAAAUGCCUUUUCUCCACGCCCAUGUGGAGAGGGCUAUAGGGAAAGUGGUGAAGCAGCACAAACCGGAAGCGGACGAAUCAGACCCGAAAUUGAUGAACUUGCGGUUCGACGUGGAUCCAGCAUGCAGAGCGAAUAUGAAGGAUAAAAUUCUAGUCCAAACUUGCUAAGGUGAUGUGCUAAAGGUUAAACUUGCGAAUGCUGACUCGGAAUGCUGCAAAAGGUGCCGCACCUUCUUUCAUACAGAGCUCACCUGCAGAAGAUUGGAUCGUCGUAAUCAAGGGGGUGCGCGAUCGAGCCAGCCACAAGUAUUGUCAUCCUCAAGGACGGUGAUAUCGAGCGCAUCGGCCCCCGCGCGAGCGAGGGCCCUCCCGGCCAUGUUACGCAUGAGUUUAAACAAAACUUAACAUAAGAG
Messenger RNA from Chara braunii, 1050 nucleotides. NCBI's taxonomy places the organism in Eukaryota, Viridiplantae, Streptophyta, Charophyceae, Charales, Characeae. The record is from the annotation of a GenBank genome assembly.